This is a messenger RNA of Loxodonta africana (African savanna elephant), 1596 nucleotides long. It is a transcript of the gene MARCKS, whose product is annotated as myristoylated alanine rich protein kinase C substrate. Gene Ontology annotation, molecular function: calmodulin binding; actin filament binding. The record is from RefSeq and is a predicted model, not a curated record. The coding region runs from base 512 to 1453 and encodes 313 amino acids. Gene Ontology annotation, biological process: actin filament organization; central nervous system development. The transcript has 2 exons. NCBI's taxonomy places the organism in Eukaryota, Metazoa, Chordata, Mammalia, Proboscidea, Elephantidae. Gene Ontology annotation, cellular component: cytoplasm; actin filament bundle; plasma membrane.
CCGCAAGCCCAUUCAUCUGUGCACUUGGGCGUUGGACCCCGCAUCUUAUUAGCAACCAGGGAGAUUUCUCCAUUUUCCUCUUGUCUACAGUGCGGCUACAAAUCUGGGAUUUUUUUAUUACUUUUUUUUUUUUAACUACACUUGGGCUCCUUUUUUGUGCUCGACUUUUCCACCUUUUUUCCCUCCCUCCGGCGCUGCUGCUUUUUGAUCUCUUCGACUAAAAAUUUUUUCUCCGGAGUGUAUUUAAAUCGGUUCUGUUCUGCCUCUUCACCACCCCCACUCCCCCCUCCCUCCGGUGUGUGUGCUGCUGCUGCUGCCGCCGCUGCCGCUGCUGCUGCUCGCCCCGUCGUUACACAAACCCGAGGCUCUUUGUUUCCCCCUUUGGAUCUGUUGAGUUUCUUUGUUGAAGAAGCCAGCAUGGGUGCCCAGUUCUCCAAGACUGCUGCGAAGGGAGAAGCCGCCGCGGAAAGGCCCGGGGAGGCGGCUGUGGCCUCGUCGCCUUCCAAAGCGAAUGGGCAGUGACGCUCCCGCUUUCUCUGCCCUGCAGGAGAACGGCCACGUGAAGGUGAACGGCGACGCUUCACCCGCGGCCGCCGAGCCGGGCGCCAAGGAGGAGCUGCAGGCCAACGGCAGCGCCCCCGCCGCCGACAAGGAGGAGUCGGUGGCUGCCGGGAGCGGGGCGGCGUCGCCCGCCGCGGCCGAGAAGGAGGAGCCGGCCGCCGCCGCCACUGAGGCUGGGGCCGUCUCUGCGGAGAAGGAGGCCCCCGCGGAGGGCGAGGCCGCCGAGCCCGGGUCGCCCACGGCCGCAGAGGGCGAAGCCGCGUCGGCCACCUCCUCGACGUCUUCGCCCAAGGCCGAGGACGGGGCCACGCCCUCACCCAGCAACGAGACCCCGAAAAAAAAAAAGAAGCGUUUUUCCUUCAAGAAGUCUUUCAAGCUGAGCGGCUUUUCCUUCAAGAAAAACAAGAAGGAGGCAGGAGAGGGCGGUGAGGUGGAGGCCGCAGCUGGCACCUCCGCCGACGGCGGCAAGGACGAGGCCGCAGGGGGUGCCGGUGCGGCCGCCGCCGACACAGGCGCGGCCUCUGGGGAGCAGGCGGCGGCGCCCAGCGAGGAGGCCGCCGCAGGCGAGGAGGGGGCGGCGGCGAGCGGCGACCCGCAGGAGACCAAGGCGGAGGAGGCCGCUGUCGCGCCCGAGAAGCCGCCUUCCAGCGAGGAAGCCAAGGCCGCCGAUGAGCCCAACAAGGCAGAGGAGAAGAAGGCCGAGGAGGCCGGGGCCAGCGCCUCCGUCUGCGAGGCGCCCUCAGCCACCGGGCCCGGCGCGCCCCCAGAGCAGGAGGCGGCCCCUGCGGAGGAGCCCGCGCCCACCGCAGUGUCAUCAGCCUGCGCAGCCCCCUCACAGGAGGCCCAGCCCGAGUGCAGUCCAGAAGCCCCCCAAGCAGAGGUGGCAGAGUAAAAGGGCCAAAUUUUUUGAGAUAAUCGAAGAACUUUUCUCCCCUGUUUGUUUGUUGGAGUGGUGCCAGGUACUGGUUUUGGAGAACUUGUCUACAACCAGGGAUUGAUUUUAAAGAUGUCUUUUUUAUUUUACUUUUUUUUUUU